Thyridium curvatum is the source of this 2442-nucleotide messenger RNA. RefSeq lists its product as uncharacterized. The transcript has 3 exons. Gene Ontology annotation, molecular function: zinc ion binding; protein binding; cysteine-type deubiquitinase activity. NCBI's taxonomy places the organism in Eukaryota, Fungi, Ascomycota, Sordariomycetes, Thyridiales, Thyridiaceae. Bases 1 to 2442 code for a protein of 813 amino acids. The record is from RefSeq and is a predicted model, not a curated record. Gene Ontology annotation, biological process: protein deubiquitination.
AUGGCUUGCCCUCACCUCGCCUCUAUCUGUAUGGCAUUCCGUCUGUCCCUCAUUGACUCUGAAAUUUGGCUGACACAGACUUCUUUGGACAGCCCUGAAGCCGCCGACUCCAAGCCACUUACACGGCCUCCCGCCACUUCCUUGACCACGGCUGACCAGAGUCUUCAACAGGAUGACCCCGACGGCCUCGACGUCUGCCUGCAAUGCUUCAACGGAGGCUGCGCCGGUGAUAGGCACCAUGCCAAGCUCCACAAACUCACCAGCUCCCACCCGCUGGCCCUCAACAUCCGCCGCACCCGCAAGAAGGUGGUCCGCGACGAGCCCCCUCCCAAGAUGUCCAAGCUCGCCAUCUCCGCCGAGACAGAGGCCGACAAAUACGAUGCAGCACUUGCUGUCAAGUGCCUCGAGUGUAACACGGAGCUGGACAAGGACGACGCCAAGCUGGCCCCCAUCGUCCAGGCUAUCAUGACGGCAAACACAUUUUCCAAGAAAGAGGAGGUCAAGGCGUGGGAGCAGGAGCUUACGUCUUGUGAGCACAUCCUCACCCUCCAGCAGGAUGAGCCGCGCAAGAUUGCCUCGCAGGACCUGGGCCACUGCUCCAAGUGCGAUCUCAACGAGAAUCUCUGGCUUUGUCUGCAGUGCGGCGCUCUAGGCUGUGGCCGGGCCCAGUUUGGAGGCGUUGGCGGCAACUCGCACGCUCUGGCCCACUCCCAGGAGUCGCACCACGGUGUUGCUGUCAAGCUGGGAUCGAUCACCCCCGAGGGCACGGCGGAUGUCUACUGCUACACCUGUGACGAGGAGCGCAUCGACGACGACCUGGGUCUGCACCUCGCCAACUGGGGCAUUAUCUUGGCGGAGCGGCAGAAGACGGAGAAGAGCUUGACCGAGAUGCAGAUUGAGCAGAACCUGCGAUGGGACUUUUCCAUGACCACUGAGGACGGCAAGGAGCUCAAACCUGUCUUUGGUCCUGGUCUUACUGGCCUCAAGAACCUAGGAAACAGCUGUUAUAUGGCGAGUAUCCUGCAGUGCCUCUACGAUUUCCCUUCCUUCCAGAAGCGCUACGGCGAGGUUACAGAGACUGUCGCCCCGGACGUUUUAGAUCCAGCGGAGGAUCUCGAUACCCAACUUCGCAAGAUCGGUGACGGUCUCCUCUCCGGACGAUACUCGAAGCCCGAUAGCGAUGUGGUGGCGUCGGAGCACUCGCCCGAGAUGCCUUACCAGAGGGGCCUCUCGCCCAGCAUGCUCAAGCAUCUCAUCGGUCGCGGCCAUGCUGAAUUCAGCACUAUGCGCCAGCAGGACGCGCUUGAGCUUCUACAACAUCUGUUCAAGCUCAUCACCCGAUCGAAACACGCGACUCCAGCAGAUGAUCCUACUACAGCCUUCCGUUUCGCCAUGGAACAGCGCCUGCAGUGUCUCAGCUGCAAGAAGGUCAGGUACUCGACGACAGAGCAGGACAGCAUCUUUAUCGACGUCCCGCUCGAGAAGUUACCGGCCACAGAAGGGGAUGGCAACUCGCCGGAUGCAUACAAGCCUGUCACCCUGGCAGAGUGCUUUGACCGUCUCACCGGCGAGGAGGCUGUGGAGCUGACAUGUUCUGCAUGCGGCAGCAAGGAUGGGUACACCAAGCGCACCAUGUUCAAGACAUUCCCCGAGGUCCUGGUUGUCAACGCGCGCAAGAUGGCCAUUGUCAACUGGGUGCCCAUCAAGGUUGACGUGCCUGUCAUUGUCGGAGACGAGCCCUUCCUCUUGGAUGCCUACAUGUCCAAGGGUCAGCAACCAGAUGAAGAGGCAUUGCCCGAGGACGCGACGUCCGGCGGUGGCAGUGCGCCCGCUUUUGUUCCCAAUGCUGAGGCGCUUGCUCAGCUCGAGGCGAUGGGCUUCCCUCAGGUCCGCUGCGAGAAGGCGCUGCAUGCCACUGGCAACAGCGACGCCAAUGCUGCCAUGGAAUGGCUCUUCCAGCACAUGGAGGAUCCAGACAUUGACGCACCGCUUGACUUGGGCAGCAGCAGCGGUGGUACCGGCGCUGCUUCGACCGCCGACCCCGAGAAGAUCGAAAUGCUCGGUGCUAUGGGAUUCGGCGCCCCGCAGGCCAGGAAGGCACUGAAAGAGACGGGCGGUGACGUCGAGCGGGCCGUUGAGUGGCUCUUCAGCCACCCCGACGACCAGGGCGACUUCGACGAGGGCGGCGAGGGUGCUGCGUCUGGCGAGCCUAAGGAGAAAGUCCUCGCUGGAUCGGGCGACCUGCCCGCGCGGUUCCAGUUGCAGAGCAUCACUUGUCACAAGGGCACGAGCAUUCACACUGGACACUACGUCGCAUUUGUGCGCAAGCAUAUCGGCGACAAGGUUGCGUGGGUGCUCUUCAACGAUGAGAAGGUUGUCGAGGCUGUCGAUGUCGAUGAGAUGAAAAAGUUUGCCUAUGUCUACUUCUUCAAGAAGGUCUAG